Molecule: messenger RNA, 2441 nt
Organism: Salmo salar (Atlantic salmon)
Lineage: Eukaryota; Metazoa; Chordata; Actinopteri; Salmoniformes; Salmonidae
Product: L-threonine 3-dehydrogenase, mitochondrial-like
Biological process (GO): L-threonine catabolic process
Molecular function (GO): L-threonine 3-dehydrogenase activity
Source: RefSeq, a predicted model, not a curated record
UUCAGCCAUUUAGUUACCCAAUGGAUGCUCGGUGCGCUUAUUCAGUGACCAAUCGGAGGGUAGCCUAAUCUUUUAAUUCUAAGAGUUAAAUACCACGAAAAACGUUUUAUCAGCGCAAUUUACAUCAAUUAGUUUAUUAGCCUAGUGUGCGAUGCGCUUGUGCGAUCUGUAAAGCUUCAUUUUGGUCAACAAGUGGUUGGCACGAUCAACUGAGACAGAUUCCAGGUUUUUGUCAGCACACAGGGGCAGCAGCUCGACAUGCUAUCGGGUAUGCGGGUCUGUGUGCCCUCCGCUGUAGCGCUAUUCGGCUCGUUGUGCCAUGGCUGUCGCAGCUGGGCGCGUAGUUUGUCAUUCCGGAGUUUUAGUUGGUCGCCCCGAAAGAUCAGCCGGUGGAACAGUCAAGAUUCCAUUGACCUACCUCCUGCGGAGAACCCACGAAUUCUCAUCACAGGUGGCCUUGGACAGUUAGGUGUGGGGCUUGCAGAAAUCCUGAGGAAACAGUACGGAACAGAAAACGUUAUCCUAUCGGAUAUCAAGAAGCCUCCACCAGAAGUGUGCAGAAGUGGCCCAUUUGUGUAUGCUGAUGUGUUGGACUAUAAGAACCUCAGAGAGUUGGUGGUGAAUAACCGCAUCACCUGGCUGGUGCAUUACAGCGCUCUACUCAGUGUUGUGGGAGAGGCCAAUGUGGCCCUAGCACGCAAGAUCAAUAUCACAGGGCUUCAUAAUGUGCUGGACCUGGCUCUGGAGAGCUGUUUACGUCUCUUUGUCCCCAGCACCAUCGGAGCCUUUGGCCCUUCUUCUCCCCGUGACCCUGCACCUGACCUGUGUGUCCAGAGGCCUCGCACCAUUUAUGGGGUGUCCAAAGUGCAUGGCGAACUGAUGGGGGAGUAUCUUCAUCACAAGUAUGGACUGGACUUCCGCUGCCUACGCUAUCCUGGCGUCAUCUCAGCUAACACCCAGCCUGGGGGAGGAACAACAGACUAUGCUGUCCAGAUUUUUCAUGAUGCCCUCAGCACGGGUCACCACGAGUGCUAUUUACGCGCUGACACACGUCUGCCGAUGAUGCAUGUUGGUGACUGCCACCGUGCGACUGUGGAGUUCAUGCAGGCCCCGGAAUGCCAGCUGUCGCUGCGCACAUACAACAUCGAUGCCAUGAGCUUCACCCCUGAGGAAGUGGCCACGGAAAUCCGCAAGCACCUGCCCCACCUUAAGGUCACCUAUAACCCUGACUCUGUCCGCCAGACAAUUGCGGACAGCUGGCCGGUGAGGUUUGAUGACUCCAACGCGCGGAGAGAUUGGGGCUGGAAGUCGACAUAUGGGCUUGAGGAGCUCGUCUCAGACAUGCUGAGCUCCAUCCGUGACAAGAGGACCAACGCCGGACUGCCAGUCAGCUAGCAGGUCCCGCCCACAGAGUGAUCUACCAAUCACUAUUCCCUUAAGUCCGCUUCAGCCUGGGUGUGCCUAUCACAACAGACCCUCUUUCCUUAGCAUCAUCUCCAAACCAGGACUCUUCUGUAAAUCAGGAUAAUAUUACACCAAUAAACCAGGGACUAUUUUCAAACCUGUCAUCUUCAGCCAGAACCACUCAACUUUCCACAACAGUGGACACUGACACCACAGACACAAACACACACACACACAAGUAAAAGGCAACAAGCACACACACUCAUAAUAGCAGCUUUACUAUUUUCAGGGAACCAUACUGUCAACCAUUCUCUUCUGUUGUGACUGUCUUCAGUUUCUGUUGUUUUAAACGUGAUAGAGAAUUUUAAUAUCAUAGCAGGUUUAACAUAGGCCUUAAACGUCUGGGGGAAAUAGGCUUCAGGCAAAUUAUUUUACAUAUAGUUAGUCAUAAACCUACCUUCAGUUUCCAGUAUCUCAAGGAGUUUAAUUUACAUUUUACAUUUACAGUACGUCAUUUAGCAGACAGUCUUAUCCAGAGCGAUUUACAGUUAGUGCAUUCAUCUUAACAUAGCUAGGGGAGACAACCACAUAUCACAGUCAUAGUAAGUACAUUUUUCCUUAAUAAAGAAGUUAUCAGCAAAGUUAGUGCUAAUAGGAAAUGUUUCUCCUUGCCUGCUGUAUUAGGGUAGUAUAGAGGGCACAGUGACUUCCUUCCUGGCUUGCUGCGUUAGGGUAAUAUAGAGGGAACAGUGAAAUGACACAGGAGCAGUGAGAGAUAUAGGGACAACUAUCAGAAGAAAUAGAAAAUCCACAAUGUUUACAAAAGGCCUGCCUUUACAACACAACUUCAGUACAUUUUCAAACAUCUCCAUAUUUCUUUACAGUCAGUGUGAUUUUGGGUACAAAUGGGUACCAAAUAAAUUCAGAAUUGAAGCCUUAUUUUUAAUUGACAACUAAUUAGAAAUAUAUUUGUGAGUAAUGAACAAAAUUGCAGUGUACUUUUAAUCAUAAAUUGAAUAAAUCUCUUAAUUUGCUCA